AUAAAUUUAUGUCAAUGAUCCAAAAGCAAUUAUAAAUAUUAUUUAAAAAUUUCUGAAAAGGAUGACUAUUUCUCAGAAGUCCCAAGGUGAUCAUUUGCCAGAUAUUAUUUUCUACAUUUAAUCGUAGAGUUGGUACUUUAAAUUGGAAUGAAGAUGUUGUUUUUUUUUUAAAUAAUUUAGAAUGGACUAUUUUAAUGGAAGAACCUGUAUUGCGCGACUCUUACGGAAAAGUCAUGCAAAACUGCUAGCUAGAAGUUUGAAUUUACCGCGCGUAAUGAAAUUAAAAAAGCGCGCCAACGCGAUGUCCUCCGUUUCGAUGUCUCGAAUCGUAUCUAGGUGGCCUUAAAGUUUCGAAGCCGGCCAGACCGGACUGUAUUUUUGCUGAGCUGGGUUGUUAUUUACAUCUCGGAGCCGCUGUUCGUCCAGUGAUCCCAUCUGUGAGAGGAGAGGAGCGGCGAAAAAUUCUCGUGUGAAAAUUCGUCGCGCUGGCAUCCCAACAUUAUCAAAGUCCAAUCCCCCUUUUAGUGUUUCCCUAUCACCUGCACCGCGCGGCCUUAACCUGCCUUAGCCAGGACGUUUGACAACGAUGAAAGUGACGGUGACUACGCUCAGCGACGACAUCUUCGUCCUAGAUGUCAGCGAGGAGUUGGAGUUGGAAAACUUCAAGGCUUUCUGCGAGAUCGAGAGCGGCGUCCCGGCUCACGAGAUCGUAAUUGCGUUCAAUGGUCUUCCCCUGAUGGACGACAAAAAAUCGUUACGAGAUCACGGGAUCCGGGACGGUGACGCGGUGAUCUUGCAGCAUAUGCACCAGAGUGGCAACCUUCACCCCUUUGACAGAGCUGUUCCCAUGUUGGACUGCAGUUCCAUCAGAGUACCAGAAGUGUCCACUAAUCGACAGCCUACCACUUCGAAUAAUGCUGCAAGAGUACAAAAUCCUAGAAGCGAGGAUGAUCCAGCGAUGAUAAGAGAUAUGUUCUUAGCUAACCCAGAUCAGCUAGCACUGCUCAAACAGAAUAAUUCUAGACUAGCCGAUGCUUUACUAUCUGGAAAUUUUGAUAGAUUUUCUACUGUACUCAGAGAGCAAAUAAAAGCUCGAGAUGAACGUCAGGCUCAAAGAUUAAGAAUGAUGAAUGCAGAUCCGUUUGAUACGGAAGCACAAAGGCUAAUUGCAGAGGAAAUUAGGCAAAAAAACAUUGAAGCCAAUAUGGAAGCUGCAAUGGAGUAUAAUCCGGAAAUAUUUGGAACAGUUGUUAUGUUAUAUAUUAAUUGUAAAGUCAAUGGAUUUCCAGUUAUAGCAUUUAUUGAUUCAGGUGCACAGUCAACUAUAAUGUCUGCUGCCUGUGCGGAAAGGUGCCACAUAAUGCGAUUAGUAGACUCAAGGUGGGCUGGAGUGGCUAAAGGUGUCGGAACUGAACCCAUUAUUGGACGUAUACACAUGGUACAAAUUCAGAUUGGUAACGAUCACUUAACGACAUCGUUCAGUGUCCUUGAAAAUCAACAAUUGGACAUGUUAUUUGGUUUGGACAUGUUGAAGAGGCACCAGUGUUGCAUAGACUUGAAGAAAAAUGUCCUAAAAAUUGGCACUACUGGCACUGAAACACCAUUUCUUGCGGAAGGCGAUUUGCCUGAGUGUGCAAGGUUGAGUGGCAACAAUGAUCCGGCUUUUGACGAUGAGGUUUUCGACGAUAGGGAACUUCAAAGAGCUCUGGAGGAUAGUUCUAGAGAUGCGACGAAACAACGUCAACAAAAAGAUGGUCAAGGAAGUAAUAAUUCAAGCGGGAUUUCGAGUUCGUCAAGCAUAUCAACCGCUCUAGACACAACAGUGCACUCUCAAGAUCCUUUCACGGAGGAAACAGUCGAGGAGAUCGUGGCCUUGGGUUUUACCAGGGCGCAAGUUAUCGGGGAAUUGCGCAGAUUAAACGGAGAUAAGGCGCAAGCUACCGCUGCGUUAUUCGCGAAAUCAUUAAAAUUUUAAGGCAACGAAGAGGGGAAAUGAAACUUUUAAAAAUCCAGAUAACAAAUGUAGAGGAUAAGAGAAUUUGUACUUGUUUACUUGUAGCGAUUUUUCAUACAAUGAUUACUCAUGUUGAUGCACCAAGUGACCAAUAACGCUCAGACAGAGACACGUUUAUCAUUCGACGGUAUAGGUUUAAUUCCGCCGAGCAGAACUGGAUGAUUAGGUUCCAUUUUCAGGGUGAAGCUAUGUAUCCUGUGCAUAUCCUAUUUUUUUUGUUAUGUAUCCAGAAUUUAUAAGGUGAAUUAAGUCUGUUGAAUUUCAAUAGGGGCGAGUCAGUGUGGUGUGGAAUUCAACUACAAUUACCGCAAUACGCAUAAGUUUAGGGUUAGGUUAAGGAGAAUUAUAAGGUUUAAUUAGACGAUCAGUUCGUUCUUUUUGUGGAGAUAGAAAAGAAGUUCGGUCGCGUUCGUUAGCGCUCUUACUAUUUUUUUACUAGUUCAAAUCCAUGCAGAAAAUGGAGAGCCAAAAGCAUAGUUUCACAUUACGAAUGUUCCAGGCUUUCUAACAAAUCAGCUUGCCUCUGAAAGUUAGUUCCUCCGUAAUUUAUCAAAUAAAUAAACAUUGUAACGCGGGAUGGUCCUGACGGAUCAAACAGUCUAAAAUACAAGCAAAACUCUCGAUUGGAAACCUUUAUUAUUUUUGGUGACUAUUCAUUGAGUCUACAUAGCAAACAACAUGAAUUUUGUACUGUUAUUAUCUGCUUAGGGUAUGGUAUUUUUCUGUAUUUUCUUUAUUAUACCGAUUAAAAAAGAAAGAAAGUGUAACAACGUAA
Hylaeus volcanicus is the source of this 2789-nucleotide messenger RNA. It is a transcript of the gene rngo, whose product is annotated as protein DDI1 homolog 2. Bases 587 to 1975 code for a protein of 462 amino acids. Gene Ontology annotation, biological process: proteolysis. Gene Ontology annotation, molecular function: protein binding; aspartic-type endopeptidase activity. The transcript has 6 exons. The record is from RefSeq and is a predicted model, not a curated record. Lineage: Eukaryota; Metazoa; Arthropoda; Insecta; Hymenoptera; Colletidae.